CCAUGACAACACCAGGGCCCCCGAAGAGCAGACAGAGCAACACCAAGAAGGGGGUGGGGUGCUCACCGUCACCUUAGGCUCGGCCACACUCACCUACCAGAACGUGACGCCACAACACGCCGGCAUGUACGAGUGUAGGGUGGAUUUCUAUCAGUCCCCCGCCCACACCAACCUGGUCAAUUUCUCCGUUGUGGAGUUGCCAACCAGCGUGCAGAUCAUUGACAGGCAGACAGGCCACCCAAGGAACGGUAUUCUGGGGCCCUAUUACCCUGGCCAGAAUAUAAUGUUGACAUGCAUAUCCCUGAAUGGUUCCCCCUUACCCAACAUCACGUGGUGGAAAGAUAACAGGGUCAUCAGUAAUGUAUGGGAAGUAACAGGCCCGGCGAAGGUACAGAGUGACCUUACCAUUGACAACGUGACCCGAGAUUGGCAUAACCAGACCUUGAGUUGUACAGCGACAAACACACAUCUAGCCAUUCCUGUGUCUGUGACUGUGCUCAUCCAGAUGUAUUUGCUGCCCUUAAGCGUCGUGAUCAGCAGCCCGGGCGCCGCCAGAGAAGGUCAGCAGACGAGGCUCACGUGCACGGUUCACGGUUCACGCCCACCGCCCAUCAUCACGUGGACCUUGAGGGGCAUCACCAAGAGGGCGGAGCUUAAGGAGAAGAACCAUGGCCUCGUUUCUGUGUCCGAACUGCUUGUGAACGUGACUCGAGCGGACGACACGACGAGGGUCAAAUGUACGGCAGAGAAUCCCGCUGUGCCUGGCUCCGUCCUCAGCAACUAUACCACUCUCACUGUACACUAUCCUCCUUCAGUAACAGCAUCCGUAGGACGGUCCUUGAAACCCGAUCUACUGAAGGAGGGCGAUGAUGUCUACUUCACGUGCAGUGUGGCCGCCAACCCCCCUGCCUCCACCAUCACUUGGUAUCAUGAGGAGGAGAAUAUUCAGCAUGGGCAGGCUAUACUCCACCCCUCUCUUCUCCCUCAGGGGACGGUGCAGGUGCAAAACGUGUCCCAGGGGGUGAUCGUGUCCGGGGAGAGCCUCGUACUGCAGAAAGUGAGGCGAGACAAAGCAGGGAAGUAUAAGUGCGGAGCCUCCAACGCCCUGGCCACCGUCACCAGCGCCCCCGUCCACCUCAAGAUCCGGUACAAGCCCGAGUGCCAGACGUCGCCGACCACCUACUUCAUCUACGACAAGCCCAUCAACGUGACGUGCACAGUGUCGGCGCACCCCCCCGUCCAGACCAUCACGUGGCAGUGGAAUAGCAGUGAGGAGGUCGUCGCUAUUCAGCAGGUGAGAGCAGGACGCCUCGAGCAGAUCACGGCCCAGCUGACCGUGCAUCCCGUGGAGAGCAAGGAGGAUCGAAUUCUCUCCUGCUGGGCUGUGAACGUCAUGGGGAAGCAGGAGCACGCGUGUGGCUUCUCGAUCAAGGUUGCAGAAAUGCCACUGCCCCUGUCUUCAUGUCGCCUGGCCAACAUCACUGCCUCAUCACUCAGCCUCACUUGCCAGCGUCCUCAUGUCAUCACGACGGGCACCACACUCUACAGGGCUGAG
Penaeus monodon (black tiger shrimp) is the source of this 1555-nucleotide messenger RNA. RefSeq names its product nephrin-like. The record is from RefSeq and is a predicted model, not a curated record. Lineage: Eukaryota; Metazoa; Arthropoda; Malacostraca; Decapoda; Penaeidae. Gene Ontology annotation, molecular function: protein binding.